GUCAUUCGGCACUCCUUCUCAUGUGCGCUGGAGCGGUCAUUCCUCUACCAUGGCCGCAUGUUCCUCUCAGGGGCGCACCUCUGCUUCCACUCCAACGUCUUCUCAAAGGAACUGACCGUGUGCAUUCCAUACCAAGACAUUGAGGAGGUGAGGUGGUGGGCAGGUGGAGAGGUUCGUCGCAGCACACACGCGCUGAUCAACCCAGCCAUGACGGUGGUGUUGCAUCUGGGCACAGGCGGACACGGGGUGCCUCCUCUACCCAGUCCCGAUGGUCGAGUGAAGUACAAGUUUGCAUCGUUUUGGAACCGGGGCCAUGCCAUGCGGCUGCUGCAGGAGGCGAUUGCGGAGUUCUGGAAGACCGAAGAGGCAGCUGCGCUGGAGGAGGAGCAGGAUCGGUUACGGGCGAUAAGCAUGAGGGACGGAGCAUUAGAAGGGUUGUCAUUUAGAGGAGCGGCUUUGGAAGCAGCAGAGGAGGAGAAGGAGAAACAACCCUUCCUCGACCUCACCGUGCUGGAGCACUUGCUGCAGUUCGAGGUGCCCUGCACAGCAGAAACCUACUUCAAUCUCCUCUACUCCGAUUCGUCUGAUUUCGUCGUGGUUUACCGAGCCAAGCGCAAGGACACAGAGCUGAAGGUGGGCGAGUGGAAGGAAACAGAGCAGUACGGAGGCAAGAUGAGGGAGGUGACCUAUCGCUCGCUCUGCGACUCCCCCAUGUGCCCACCCUCCACUGCCAUGACUGAGUGGCAGCACACGGCCUUCUCUGCUCCAGACCACAAGCACCUGGUCUUGGAGCUAAUAAACCAGGCGCAUGACGUGCCGUUUGGGUCCUACUUUGAGGUGCAUGCACAAUGGACAGUCAAAACGACUUCCGACAACCCCGAGAGCCCAUCGUGCAGCGCCGAGCUCAAAGCAGGUGUGCACUUCAAGAAGUGGUGCAUGAUGCAAGGGAAGAUCCGGCAGGGAGCGCAGGCAGAGAUGAAGAGGAACAGCCAGGCGAUGAUGGAGAUGGCAAUGACAUACAUAGCUGAGCGCACACAGGGCGGUAACCAGCCGGCUGAUUGUAACGCUGCUGGGAGCGUUGGGGCAGACAGCAGUGAUAGUAAUGGGAGAGGAAACGGGGGUGAUGUGAAGGUGGAGGAGGGAGGGGAAGCAGGGGGAGUGGAAGGAAGGGAGAAUCUUGUACCUGGUGGUGAUAGUAGAAGACAAGGAAGUGUAGACACCAAGCCAGGGUGUUACCUGGGAGAGGUGCGCCCGGGUGCUACCUGGGAGAGGUUUAUCUGGGGGAGGGGAGAGGGCAUCCAGGUGUUAUCCAGGUGGCAUCCAGGACCACUUCUGGAACCAGGAGGAGGUGCGAGCGUGCGAGUGUUGCUCGGUGGGCACUCGCUCGGUAGAUUCCUGCCCGGUGGACAGGGGAAUCUAGGCUGUUCCUCCUUUCAGUUCCCCAUUCCUCCUCCCUUCGAUUCCCCACCCUUCCUUUCCACCCUCCUCCACCCCAUGCAGGCGACGGUAUGCCGCACGCUGCUAGAGAAGGGACAGCUGGGCCUGUCUCUCCAGGACCUCGCUCGCUUCACCGCCCUCCCACUAAUGCAACCUUUUUUCCUCCCCCUACUCCCUAUCCCUCCUCCUACCCCCUCCUAUCAGACAGUAUGCCGCACGCUAUUGGAGAAGGGGCAGCUCGGCCUGUCCCUGCAGGACCUCACUCGUUUCACCGCCCUGCCCCCCCCUUCGCUCCGCUCUGCUCUCCUGGUGCUAGUACAGCACAACUGCGCGCAGGCCUUUCGGCCACAGACUGAAGACACGGGUCCCCUGGCCCGCACACCAACCCUAUACAUCUCUCUGCAGGACUCCAUCCUGCCUCGCCUGCGCUUCCCCAAGUUCAUGGCGCAGACAAACGAACUGCUGGGAGACGAGCACUAUGUUCAGGCAGAAGCAGUGGUGGAGGCUCUUCUGGGGGACCACAGCCACCUGUCCCGCCCCCAGCUGGUGAAGCAGCCGAAGUUCCCUCAAUGUGUCAUCCUCCCUUUUCUUCCUGCACCCCCGCUCCCCCUCCCAACACACCUCCCGUCAGGCAAAGGUAAAGCAGAGGCAGUGGUGGAGGCUCUUUUGGAGCACGGCCGCCUGUUCCCAUGCCGCAUCUCUCCCCCCCCCCCCUCUCUCCACUUUUCCCCUUCCCCAUCCAGCACACACCUCGCCAGGCAGAGGCAGUGGUGGAGGCUCUUUUGGAGCACGGCCGCCUGGCACAGCGAUCAAAGUUCCCUCAAUGCCCCAUCCUCGCUUUAUUCUCCCUGUCCCCGUCCCACCCAACACACCUCUCAUCAGGCAGAGGCAGUGGUGGAGGCUCUUUUAGAGCACGGCCGCCUGUCCCUGCACCAGCUCGUGCAGCGAUCAGUGGCAAAGGCUGGCUCGUCUGAUCCCUCUGCUGCCAAGACCGAGGGUCAGAUUCGGCAGCAGCUGGUGGCGGCGCUGUCAGUGCUGAUCCAUGAGAGGCUCGUCGAGAGGGUCGGGGCCCCCGAGCCUAUGCUGCCGGCUCGGGGAGCAAGCAGCGGCGGCGAUGCUCCCAAGCCUGCUGCUCGUGCGCGAGUGCCCCCGUGUCUCACCCCACCCUCUCAGCGCAUGAGGGCAAUGAUGGAGUGGUCCGACUACCGCAUGCGGGCAACGAUGGAGUCGUCAGGCUACUUUGAUUCAGAGGAGCAUCGUGUGCGCACACGUGCCAUGAUGGAAUCGUCUGGCUACUUUGAUUCAGAGGAGCAUCGUGUGGUCAUUGCGGCGCGCUGCAGCGAUGCUCUGCGCUUCCAGCUGCCUGCUGCCUGGGUGCUGUCGGGUGGUGAUGGCGCUGGUGGCAAUGCUGUUAGUGCUGCUGCUGUGGAUGGGAGCGCAGGGGCGGAUGGGGGGAUGUCAGCAGCAGCAGCAGCAAAGCUGAAGCUGCCCGCUGCCUGGGUGCUGUCGGGUGGUGGUGGCGCUGGUGGCGGUGCUGCUAGUGCUGCUGCUGUGGAUGGGAGCACUGGAACAGAUGGUGGGAUGUCAGCAGCAGCAGCGGCCAAAUUGAAGGUGAUUAUUCGGAUCGUGGUGAUUGUGCUGGCGCUGGUGCUGUUAGUGGUGCUGUGGAUGGGAGCGCAGGGGCGGAUGGGAAAGCGAGUGGUUCUAGAUGCAGACGAUGCGGAGGAGGAGCAAGCGGGACCCAGUGCCAAGCGGCAAGCGCUGGCCGCACUGCACCACACAGUGUUCCCCAUUUCUGCCCUUGCACCGCACCCCACCGCACCUCCCUUGCAGAGGAAGCGAGUGGUCUUGGAUGAUGACGAUGAGGAGGAGCAAGCAGGGCCCAGUGCCAAGCGGCCUGCACUGAGAAAGCGAGUGGUGUUGGACGAUGACGAUGAGGAGGAGCAAGCGGGGCCUAGUGCCAAGAGGCUUGCAACGGGGGCGGCACCACACAAUAGGAAGCGAGUGGUUUUGGAUGACGAUGAUGAUGAGGAGCAAGCGGGGCCCAGUGCCAAGCGGCCUGCCACAGGGGCUGCAGCAGGUGGAGGGGAGAAGCAGGGAGGAGGAGGGGAGGACUCUGGCGUGCUGUGGCGGGUGAACUAUGAGGAGUUUCUUAGACGAACGAGACACCAGACCAUAGUGGACUUUGUGCGGGAGAGCAUUGACCCUGGCGCUUCCAUCAUCACAGCCGCCCUGCUCCAUGCUGGAAAGAACCAGGAAACUUCCCUUCGACACCCGUACUCAGCGUCUCUCUCCCUGGACUCAAUAGUCAAUGCAGUGCGAGGCACAGAAGACGGUCGCACCAUGGCCCUGGAUCGCAUCAGGGCAGCUCUGCAGCUGCUCGUUGCUCAUCCCAGCGCCGUGGCUUCUCGUUCCUCAGACGCUCACUACACCAUCCGUGAGUCGUCGAUCUGCGCAUGUCAAACUCCCACGGAGGGAGACUACCGUGCGUCAAUGCUUUGGGCCUUCUCUCACUCAAUGCCCCACUUCUCCAACCUGUCAACCUCGCCCGUCCCACUACUGGUCACUCAGGUGGAGGCCAUUGUUUCUCAACGUUUCGGCCCUUCUGCCUGCCGAUUGUUCCGCCUGCUGCUGUCCAAGAACUGCUUGGAGCAGAAGCAGGCGGCAGAACUUGCGAUGAUAUCUCUUGCGGACGCACGGCAGCUGCUCUACCGAAUGAUGCUGGAUGAGUUUGUGCAGCUGCAGGAAGUCCCCAAGACGGCUGAUCAUGCCCCUCAGAGGACCUUCUACCUCUGGCGCAUCCACAUUGGGACGGUUCUGCCCCGCGUGCUCAACCACAUGUGCCAUGGCGCCUGCAACCUGCGGCUGAGGCUGGAGCAUGAAAUGCAGCAGGAGCAGGAGGUGCUCUCUCUCUUGGAGCAAAUAGAACAGGCGCAUGCAGCACACAGCACAGGUGGUGCUGCCAGUUCCGCUGGUGGUGGUGGUGGGGCACCGGAGAAGGCAGUGGCGUUGACGUCAGGGCAGAGGAAGCAGCUGGAGAGGAUCCGGCGAGUCCGGUCAGGGGUGCCAUUCAGUGGUGGUGGUGCUGCUGGUGAAAGGAGGGCAGAGGAAGCAGCUGGAGAGUAUUCGGGAGUGGCGGUGGUGCUACUCUAG
This is a messenger RNA of Closterium sp. NIES-65, 4590 nucleotides long. NCBI's taxonomy places the organism in Eukaryota, Viridiplantae, Streptophyta, Zygnematophyceae, Desmidiales, Closteriaceae. The record is from the annotation of a GenBank genome assembly.